CUAGUUGCUAUUAAUUGCACCUUGAUGUAAGUUUAAUUGCUUUUAAUUAGUUAAUAAUUGAGACUUUUAUUGAAAGUCGAAUUGGUAUCUAUAUAGUAUCUGGAUCUUGCUCAGGAUUUAAUUGGUUACCUUAUUAUGAUACAUCCACAUUCAAGUCACACUAAUAAUCAUCUUAAUCACCAUCAUCAUCUCCCAUUUCAUCGAAAUAACAAGCAUCAUCAUUGUCAAGAAGAUCUCUUCCAAUCUUAUUCAACAUUCUCUUCAUGUGAUGAAGAUGAAUCAUCUAUAAAUGAUGUUAAACCCUUACCCUCCUUGACUAUGUCACAACGCGUGAUGAUCACUCAAGAUGUGAAAAUGAGCGAUAUCCGGAGCCAAUUGAUCUCACAUAAAUUACUAUUGACCAACCUGAUCAAGGUGAAAGAAUCUGAAGUGAGAAAUUUAGUUAAGAAAACCAAGCAACGAAUAAAAAAAGAUGAUUUACUGGAUGAACCUGAUUCAACUUACCUGGACAAGCUUUUGGAUUGUAGUAGAAAUUCAAGGAUUAGCUCAAAGUUUCCGCAUAAUUUGAUGAGUAUUAGGAAAGGUAUCUGCUGUUUUGAGGAUGAUGUAUUCAAAUGUGACAAACCAUCUCUUCCAUUUAGUAGGCAUUGUCAACGGCAUAUUUUGUAUAAUGUUGAUCAAUUACUUUUUGUGAGGUGUACAGCCAAAGAUAAUGAAACAUUAGCUCAAUGCUGUAAUCCAUCAUUGGAUGUCUUAGCAGAUGAGCCUCUUUGCAACCACCAUCGAUGGAUAAAAAGCUCAACACCUUCAAUGCAGGAAGAUGAUGCUUUAAAAGCCAAUGUUAUAGGAAGUGGUAAAGGAAAAGGUAAAAUUCAGGCUGGACCUGGUAGACCUGGAAAACGAAGUAAAAAACGUCGUAAACUAAUUGGUGGUAAAGGUAUUCCAGGUGGGUCAAUUGACAGUAUUGACAGUUCUAGUUUUCUUUCUCAAGACUCAUCUGAUAGCAUAUUUGUUAAUUCUGAAAAUUGUGAUACUUCUCAAGUACAUUUAUACGCUAUCAAGAUUGAACCAAAUAUUGAUACUGCAACCUCUCUACCCAUUGAAAGUAGCCAACCAAACCAACAAACCUGUAUAGUUCCAACCAUUCCUCAAACAAUGCCACUUCAAAUGCAACAACAAACCCAUCAUCAGCAUCAUCGACCACAACAGCAUCAACCAAUGCAUCUUAAUCAUGUAGUUCCAUCUUCUCACUUACCAAAUGAAAGAAGUACACUCGAUAAUUUAUCAGUAAUUCCUGGUACAACUCUUUUAUUGAGAGGUGAACAAACCAGCAUAACUCAACCAUUAGCUUCGACAGUCCCUGUUGUUUUACCAGACGCUACUAGAAAUGGUAUUAUUACUGGUCAUCUAGACGGUGUAACUACAUUAGCUCCUAGUGAUGAAGCAUUAGUUGCUUCCCUAGUUGCAGAAUUGCCGACUCUUUGUGCAGAAAAUGGACCUGAACCUGAGCCUCCAGGAUUUGUUGAUGCUGAUUUAACAGAUGUUCUUAAUAAGAUACCAGAUGAUGCAUUCAAUGAUUUGUUUGUGGACAAUUUGAAAAAUGGUGAUAUUCCUAGUAAAGAAGAGUCAGAAGCUUUAGAGCAAGCAUUAGCUGCUGUCAGUAAAAAUGUACAAUAUCUUUCAGUAGCUGCGGCUGCUGUUGGUGGAUCGAGAUCAGCUGUAAAUAAUGCUUCAAGAGAAGGGAUUACUUCUGUUACCUCUACAACUGUGAUUAACGGUGAUUCCAAUUAUUAUUCUCAUGCAGCCCAACAUCAUAAUCAUCAUGGUACGGUUAAUGGUGAAAUACCUCAGCUUUCUCAUCAUCAGACGCUCCCUGUAAAUACAUUGACAACUCCAUCGUCUCAAUUAACACACCAACCACCAACACAACCGCCGCCACCAACAUUAUCUUCCUCAUCCUCUACAUCUUCUGCACCGCCAUCAUCCAUAUCAUCUUCUCAUGAUCUAGCCAAUCGAUCUAUUGCUUCAACUUCGUUAAACCUUAAUGAAAAUGAUAUUCUCGGUUUAGCCAAUAACAUUUUAACCUCAUUGACAACCGAACAACAACAACAUUUAAAUGGAUUGAUUGAUGGAGCAUUGGCCUCGGGUACUUUAACACCGCCAACAAUUAAGUCAGCUUUGGCGUCAUUAUCUAGCUUACAGCAAGAAAGUGAAUCUUGCGAGACGCAUUUAUGACCCUUUACAACAAUAACCAAUCAUUUAAUAACCAGCUUGAAAAAUUUCGCUCUUUCGCCAAUUUCUCGACUGCAAUCUGAAAAAUAAAAGUUUUACUCAAUGUUCAACCUAAACUGGAUCUACUGAUAACCUACUUGGUCGUGAUUAUUUUUUACCUGAAGCUGAUUUUUCAUCAAAAUCAUAGCUUUGUCCUGGUCUUCGAUUGUUGAGAAAUAGUGACAACGAUUUCUUGAAUUACGGUGAUUAGAAUUCAAGAAUAAAUCUAAAUAAUUGUCCAUCAAUAUUUAUUAUUAUUUUCCUCUAACCUCCACUUAUCUACUUGUUUUAAAUUGCGGAUAAACAAAACUCAACUCCAAGUUUACUUACUUUCAAAAGUAAUUAUCGAAAGUGUUCUGAUGAAUCUCGUAUAUCCGGUGUUGAUAAUUUUUCUCGAUUGACUUCAUCAACUAAAUUGCUUUUGGAUACACAAAAAAUGGACGAUUGAUAAGUAAAUACAAGCCGAAUCAAUUGUUCUCCUAUUGUGAUUUCAUUUUAUAAAUUUCAUCUGACGGGAUGAUAGUUCAUCAUCAAAUGUACAUUGGCUUCGAAAUUAAAGACUGGACUGAAAUGAUAGAAUAGAUUGAUAUACGAAAUGAUAAAAUUUGCUUGGACAAAUCAACCAAUUAAUAAAUAGUUCUUCGCAAUCAA
This is a messenger RNA of Tetranychus urticae (two-spotted spider mite), 2922 nucleotides long. RefSeq lists its product as uncharacterized. Gene Ontology annotation, cellular component: nucleus. The record is from RefSeq and is a predicted model, not a curated record. NCBI's taxonomy places the organism in Eukaryota, Metazoa, Arthropoda, Arachnida, Trombidiformes, Tetranychidae.